This is a messenger RNA of Bacillus rossius redtenbacheri, 3485 nucleotides long. Its product is annotated as bicaudal D-related protein homolog. The record is from RefSeq and is a predicted model, not a curated record. Lineage: Eukaryota; Metazoa; Arthropoda; Insecta; Phasmatodea; Bacillidae. Bases 1811 to 3232 code for a protein of 473 amino acids. The transcript has 10 exons.
UACUGGCCGAAAAUGCGCGCGCAGUUGCCAGUUAGACGGUAACUGCCGACAACGCUCUCCCUUGCAGAGUUGUGUUAUACGAGCGUGCGUUAGGAUGUGUUCGGUGAAUUCCAUAUAUACAUUUUAUCAAAUGACGUACAAUUGCGCGAGGAGUGAUUUUUACGUGAUCAUCAAACUCAGUGAAUUCCAUAUACAUUUUACCAAAUGGUGUACAAUUGCGCGAAGAGUGAUUUUUACGUGAUCAUCAAACUGGAUAGCUGACCAAUUUUCGGCGGGAUGUGAAGGUAAGAAAGAACUACAUAGUUACAGUCCCUUGAAAAAAUCUAUGUGUAUGCAUUGCACAUAGGAGCUAAAUAAUUCCCUGUAUUUUAAAUGCUGUUACACAUAGGAUAUGUUUUCAUUUAUUUCUAUUUCACUGCAGUAAUAUUCAUGGACACACAGGAUGUUUUAUCUCAUUAUAAAUUUUAACGUGCUGAUUCUAACAGCGCAAAUAUCUUAUUUCAGUAACUGGUGCGUACGAGAUUUUUCACAGGCAUUUUCAUGUUUGAAAAAAAAUUAAAGUAGUUAUUAAAAUAAUCAGUUUUAGAGUCUUUAUUAGCAGUUUAUAGUUUUUCAAGAAUUCGUUUUGUUCUCUGUAUUUGUUCUCCGGAACGUUAUACCUAUGCAUUAAAUGUUUUGGUAUGCAUUUGUCGGAGAUAUAAGUUUAUUUGUAAAUGUAAGCUUACACAUUUACAUUUUCAUGUUUGCCCGAAACAUUUUAAAGGUUUUAAAUAAUUAUAAAGGUUAAAAAUACUGAGGUGAAGUAAAUCGGAAGUUCGCUGAUAUCACCAUGUUUAUGGGGUCAUAAAAUGAGAAAAGGAUUUCCUGCCCUAUACAGAGUUCCGUUCAACACAAGGGACAUGUUCGAGGGCCAGUUAAACGUAAACGCGAGUGUUUAAUAGGUAAUGGGUGUAUGUGCGUUAGUAAGUAUACCCAGCUAUAUUGAUAAGUAUGCUUAUGAACGGACACGAACCCACUACCUGUUAAAAAAAUUUAGUUUACUUUUUACUGGUAAUCGAAUAUAUUAAUGUGUGCACAUGGAGCUCACAACAGACAUUUUUAAGAGCAUAUAAACACGUACUUUAGGUCACUCCACCUGAAUAUUUGAGGUAUGCUUAUUAAACAUAUCCUCACUAUCUGUUUCAAAUUCUUGUUUAUCUUUCACUGACCGUCGAACAUGGUAUUUUUGUUUGUAUGGAGCCAACGACAUUUAGAUAUAAAUAUAAACUGCUAGUGGGAAGCCAUCUUGGAUUCCAAUUGAACCAUCCCCGGCAGCCAUGUUGAUGACGCAGGGCAAAACAACGUUUUAUUAGCAAUCCUUGCCAUCAUAAAGGAGGCAGCCUUGACCCAAUAACGCUCGUAAAAAUGUGAAUUGUAGCAAUUAGACGGAUUAAAAAAAAAAAAUGUUUUUAAGUGAUUGCAGAUUUUGAUUCUGUGACGUUUUUGUUCAGGGUCAGUUUAAAAUUAAAAAAAAAAGAGGCAAAUUUCUUAAGUGGCAUACAGUUGCACGAACAGAGCAUCGCAUAGCAAUUGACUUCAGGAAUAUAUUUUUUUUUUUGGAAUUAGGGCUAUAUGCACAGCAUUAUGGGCUUUAAUGGCAAAUGGUAAAUUCAAAACUGAUCAUUGUAAAUGGACGUGCCGAGUGAUGUGACACUGCAGAAGAGUCGUGUGUCGAGUUAGCUAAUGAAGAGCAGACACAAGCUACUCCAGGAGGUGCUGCUAGUGGCGGAGUAAGCGGCAACUACAAGGAUAUCCAAGCGGAGAAUGUGCAAUGCAAUUAAGUCUGCUGGAGCAAGACCGCCACCUGCUGCGGCGCAGGCUGGAGACCUCGCAGUCGGACUACGAGACGAGGCUCGUAGAGCUGCAGGCAGACAUCAGCGACCUGCAGCACUCCUUGGAGGAGCGCGAGGCAGUCUUCAGGCAGGUCGAGAAGGAGAAGGCUCUGCUGAUCUCGGAACUGACGGCGCAGAACCUGCGGCUGACCUCGCAGCUCAAGGAGUCCAGUCGCGCUGAGGAGCAGCUGUCGUCGCAGUUGCAGGGCCUUAAGGACGAGUGCCACUUGAAGAAGUCCAGUCUGCAGGACCACGUCAGCAGUCUGGAGAUGCUGCGUGAAGAGAUACACGUGGUCUCUGAGAAGAAGGCUGACCUGGAGAGAAGACUCCAGGCUCUGCUGAAGGAGCGAGAGGCCCUCAGCUGCGCUCUGGAGGAAGCCACCGACAGGAUAGUGGUGUUGGAACAACACGUGCACGAGCAGCAACUGCAGAUGCUGCAGUACCAGAAGGACAUGCAGCAGUUGCAGUCGGCGAGUGCCCUGGAGGCUCUGACCUCCAGUGGCCACAGCAGCAUGAACAAGACACACCGGUCGCUGCUGCAAGAGAUGGAGUGUGAAGACGACUCCAGCAGCGAGGCUUACCUGCUGAAAGAGGAGGUAAUGUCAGUGUACCGCCAGCUUCAUGCUUUGUAUGAGAAACUUAUGCUCGGCUCAAGGAGUCAGGAUAAUUCUGAGGCAUCUCUGAAGUCCUCGCUGUCGCUGUCCCACCAGGUCACACUGCAGAACUAUAAGGUUGGCACUUUGCUGGAGUUAUCUAAAGACCUGUCCACGCUGGUCUCGGAAAGGCUGAAUGGUUGCAGACUAUCCGGUGAUCAUGAGCUGGAAAGGGAACUUCACAGAACACAAGAACUGAUGGAACGAUUGCAGCAACAAUAUGACCAAAAAGUAGAAAAGUUGAAGCAGCACACUGCUCACAUAAUGGACCUUGAAAGCAAACUGAGCGUGCAGGAGACGCGGAUGCGCUGCACGGCAGAGGAGCGCGACCAGGCGCGCAGCGACGUGGCAGACACGCGUCUCGCCCAGGACCAGGUGGUGCGACGGGCGUGGGAGGCGCGCGACAAGGCGCUGGCACGCAAGAACCAGCUCGAGGUGGAACUGGCUCGCACUCGCAUCGAGAUGAUGCAGGCCAACAGCCAGCUGAUGGAGGCCAUCCAGCAGAAGGUGGAGCUCAGCGAGCAGCUGGACCAAUGGCAGAUGGAUGUGCAAUGUCUGUUAGAUGACCAAGUGAAGAACAAGCUCUCAGCUCAAGAACUACGUUCUCAAGUGAACACCAGUGAUUACGAAAGUUGCAGUUCCAAUGUUUCAUCAAAUGAUAAGAAGCAAAUCCAGCCAAGAAGAAUUUUUGGUAUCUUUCAAAGAUGACAUCAGAAGAAUAAAAAUUGUAAAUAGUUAAAAUCAUUUAACUGUUAACAUCAUAGCAUAGGUUCAACAUUGAUAUGUUCAACUUUUUUUUAGAUAGUACUUACAUGAUAGCACAGAGUGUAAAUUUUAGCAGUUGAAAUUGUGUUUGACAGGAUUGUAGUUUGAUAAACAUUUUGUACAGUAAUUCAAGAGGUUAGCAAAAUCAAACUGUUACAAACUUUUAUGAAAUAAAAUAGUUGUGACUGCUUUUUAA